Puccinia triticina is the source of this 375-nucleotide messenger RNA. RefSeq lists its product as uncharacterized. The record is from RefSeq and is a predicted model, not a curated record. Bases 1 to 375 code for a protein of 124 amino acids. The transcript has 3 exons. Gene Ontology annotation, molecular function: protein binding. Lineage: Eukaryota; Fungi; Basidiomycota; Pucciniomycetes; Pucciniales; Pucciniaceae.
AUGGUCAUCCAUCAUCAGUACGACUUCCUGGCCCCAUUUGGCGGGAUCUUUAUGAAGGAACUCAAUAACAGCCAUCCCGUCAAGCUCAAACAGUGUCUGAGCAGUAGCAACUUUGUGGCCAAGGGCGAGUCGGAGAUGAACCUGGAAAAAGGCGAGAUUGUCUGCGUGCUCAAAAUCAUCUGUGAUGGCUGGGUCGUCGCACGCAAGACUAAACUCCUCAUUGACAACAAUGGCAAACUAAUCACACCUGAACUCAACCCUGUACUCCUCAACGAUCUCAACCAAUCCAUCCAGUCUAACUCUGACAAUCAUCAAAAUCUGUCUCUCACCGGCUUAUGUCAUGAGAACUAUCUGCUCCAAAUCUCCUAUUACUAA